AUGAUGGCUUGGAAGGUUUCAACUGGAAAUGUUGGCGGAAAGGCCCAAGAGAGCGCCCAAGGACAGGACGAAAGGCCGAAGCACAACGCAUCCCAGCGUCCGAAGUAUGACGACCAAAGAGCGCCUCGCUCAACACUUUGGCCUUGCAGCCCUUGCGCUGGAGGUUACAACGAAACACCAGCCGAAAGAAGUCUACUCCUUCGCUCAGUCUCUCCCUUCUCUUCGUUCUCCACCCUGGGACGCAUUUCGUUGCUUUCAAUCUAUUUUCGUGCCUCGCUUCCAAGUACUCUGGUUUUUGGGCGACGAACUCAUACUCUUCAAAUUGGUCUCAAUAACCUCAAAUUUCUUCCUCCCAACGACUUGUUUUGA
Caenorhabditis auriculariae is the source of this 369-nucleotide messenger RNA. The record is from the annotation of a GenBank genome assembly. Lineage: Eukaryota; Metazoa; Nematoda; Chromadorea; Rhabditida; Rhabditidae.